Protobothrops mucrosquamatus (brown spotted pit viper) is the source of this 1187-nucleotide messenger RNA. RefSeq names its product gamma-aminobutyric acid receptor subunit rho-2. NCBI's taxonomy places the organism in Eukaryota, Metazoa, Chordata, Lepidosauria, Squamata, Viperidae. Gene Ontology annotation, biological process: nervous system process; chemical synaptic transmission; signal transduction. Gene Ontology annotation, cellular component: neuron projection; membrane; GABA-A receptor complex. The record is from RefSeq and is a predicted model, not a curated record. Gene Ontology annotation, molecular function: neurotransmitter receptor activity; GABA-A receptor activity; extracellular ligand-gated monoatomic ion channel activity.
UCGGACAAAUGCAACGCUUGAGAGAUGCAGACAGUUCGAUGUUUAAACCAGAGUGCAUUUACCCGUCAGGAGGCGGCUGGACGGAAGGAACGGCUGAUUCCCAAAGUAUGCUGUAUUUUUUUGCAAAGCUCAUAUUGUUGAUCUUUUGCGGGGUCCUCCUCGGAGAAAGUAGGAAGCACAGAAAGGGGAGAUGGACGGCAGAAGCGCAGGUGCAAAAAAUAAGUUACUCAUAUAAAAAGAACUAUGACAUGACCAAAACUUGGCCAGGGAGCAGCAAAAAGCUUCUGAGGGUAGAGGACCAUGAUUUCUCCAUGAGGCCUGCCUUUGGAGGCCCGGCUAUUCCAGUUGGAGUGGAUGUGCAGGUUGAAAAUUUGGACAGUAUUUCAGAAGUCAAUAUGGACUUUACAAUGACAUUGUAUUUGAGGCAUUAUUGGAAGGACGAGCGUCUCUCCUUUCCCAGUCGUACGAACAGGAGCAUGACUUUUGAUGGACGGUUGGUAAAGAAGAUCUGGGUGCCAGACAUUUUCUUUGUCCACUCUAAAAGAUCCUUCAUUCACGAUACCACCACUGACAAUAUCAUGUUGCGAGUGUUCCCAGAUGGCCAUGUGCUCUAUAGCACGAGGAUCACAGUGACAGCAAUGUGCAAUAUGGACUUCAGCCGUUUCCCCCUAGAUUCACAGACAUGUUCAUUGGAGCUUGAAAGCUAUGCGUAUACAGAUGAAGAUUUGAUGUUAUACUGGAAAAAUGGGACUGAAUCUCUAAAGACAGACGAAAAUAUUUCCUUGUCUCAAUUCUUGAUUCAAAAAUUUCAUACAACCUCCAGACUUGCUUUUUAUAAUAGUACUGGUCGGUACAAUCGCCUUUACAUUAACUUUAUUCUACAUCGCCAUAUUUUCUUCUUUCUGCUCCAAACCUAUUUUCCUGCCACGUUGAUGGUCAUGUUAUCCUGGGUUUCCUUCUGGAUAGACCAUAGAGCUGUGCCUGCAAGAGUGUCCUUAGGAAUCACAAUAGUCCUGACCAUGUCUACCAUCAUCACUGGUGUCAAUGCCUCCAUGCCUGGCGUUUCCUAUAUCAAGGCUGUGGACAUUUACCUCUGGGUCAGUUUUGUGUUUGUCUUCCUCUCGGUCAUUGAAUAUGCAGCCGUGAACUACCUGGCAACAGUGCAAGAGCGGAAGGAGCAAGAAAAG